CGAUUACGGAUCAUUUCCAGCAGUCAAUCACGACGGACGGCUGUUGAGUGUUUUCUGUUUUCUGUACUGGAAGUUUUCUGUACUGCAUUCGAGUGACUUUUACUUUCUUCUGGCACCAUGAAGCGCUUGUGGCUAACCACAGUAUUAUUUGUCAGCUUGUUGUUGCGAGAAGCAGUGUCAAAUCGUUGUGCUGGAGUGCCAGACGGCGUUUUUAUAAAUGAUUUUACCGCAUGUAACGCCUUCUUUACGUGUUUUCGUGGAGAAGCGUUUCCUGGCGUGUGUGUCGAGCCAUUUUACUUUAACGAGGAAAAACAACUGUGUGACCAUCCGUGGGAAGUUAAGUGCUUGAUCUGUCCUCAAACUGAGGAUCUUGUACCGACCUUUGUGCCUAUCGAAGGCGAGUGCACAUUUUAUGCGCUUUGUAUUCAAGGAAUCGGUACGCUUCGAGAAUGUGACAAUGGACUUAAAUUUGAUGCAGUGCAAGGAAAUUGCGAUCUGGCUGAAAACGUCCAGUGUGAUGCAGGAAUUUGUCCAAGUAACGUGAAUCCAAGUAUACCGACAUCAGUACCGCACCCAACUGACUGUUCGAGAUAUUACAUUUGUCUCAAUAACGAGGCUACCGAGCAGCAAUGUGCUCCAACGUUACUUUUUAAUCCAGAGACUAGAUUUUGCGAUUUCGAAGAAAAUGUCGAAUGUCAAGACGGAGUGCCUGCACCUACUUCAUGUCCACCAAGUGGAAUUCAUCUCAUCGGAAAUCCAUUGGAUUGCGUUUCUUACUUUGUGUGCCUGGACGGAGCGAAAAGUGGCGAUGCUAUAAGUUGUGCUCCGGGUUUGAUCUUCGACUUAACUGGUGCGGUCUGCCGUCUGCCAAAUGAAGAGUCAGUCUGUGCUGAUGGUUCGGAUCCUCUGUUACCUCCACCUACACCUCCACCUGCACCACCACCACCACCACCUGUUGUUCCGUCGGUUAACCAACGUUAAAAAUGUGAUGCAAAGUGUUUUGUUCAAUUUUUUUUAACAAAUUUGAGAUAACAGAAAUUUAAGUAACAUAUUUUUGAAUAAUAAUUGCUUAUGGAAUGAUUCAUACAAAAACAUUGAAGUGUAAAUAAACAAAACAAAGAAUUUCUAUGCAAUUCACAGCAUUAAUCUGCAAUAUGGAUGACAGAAUUAAAGGAUGUAAACAGUUAG
Molecule: messenger RNA, 1188 nt
Organism: Anopheles funestus (African malaria mosquito)
Lineage: Eukaryota; Metazoa; Arthropoda; Insecta; Diptera; Culicidae
Product: probable chitinase 10
Exons: 2
Coding region: 118-981 (287 amino acids)
Cellular component (GO): extracellular region
Molecular function (GO): chitin binding
Source: RefSeq, a predicted model, not a curated record